This is a messenger RNA of Phaeodactylum tricornutum CCAP 1055/1, 1053 nucleotides long. RefSeq lists its product with no specific name. Lineage: Eukaryota; Bacillariophyta; Bacillariophyceae; Surirellales; Neidiaceae. Gene Ontology annotation, cellular component: endoplasmic reticulum membrane; endoplasmic reticulum. Gene Ontology annotation, biological process: post-translational protein targeting to membrane, translocation. The transcript is spliced from 3 exons. Bases 79 to 1053 code for a protein of 324 amino acids. The record is from RefSeq and is a predicted model, not a curated record.
AAAAAGUUGCUGUCGGUCUAUACACCCCUAAAGGGAUCCGCUUCUAAAAGUACAACGCAUCAAAAGAGCUCCAUCACAAUGGCGUCCGACGCAACACCGUCAUUUUACGAAGAUAUUGACAAUCUCAAAAAGCUAUGCGACUUUUUAAGGGGUAAACACGGACCUCCGGUUCGUGAAGCUUUGUUAAUAGAGAAGCGCGUUCACUACAUGAAAGGUGAAAAACUCGUUAAUUUUUUGGUGGAACCAAAGAAGGGUACGAAAUGGCCGACCAAUCUACCCAAAUUUGCCAGCCGAUCAGACGCCAUUCUGGUUUGCAAAGAGCUGUGCAAACAGCAAUUUUUGCUAAGGUCCGAAAAGCGCGGCAAAGGAGAACUAGACGUUGCCCGUGUUCGUGAUUUCGACGAGGCUGGCUAUUUUACGUGGGUGUACGAAGGUGAUAAAACCAUGAGUCACCUUAUGUCGGCCGGUCUGAUUGUGGGGUUUCUCUUCUGCGUGUGUUUUCCGAUUUGGCCACAAUUUCUCCGCGUUUUUGUUUGGUACCUGUCCGUCACGUUGCUGCUUUUCAUCUUUAUCCUCGUGACUUUCCGGGCACUGGCAUUCUUAUUCAUUUGGAUCAUCGGCUUUGAAUUCUGGUUUUUGCCGAACUUGUUUGACGAGACUUUGAGCUUUGUGGACAGUUUCAAGCCAGUAUAUUCGUUCGACCCCGCAAAGCCUGGACAGCUACCCUACCGGAUUGGUGUAGCGGUGGCGUUUGGAUCGUUUUGUUACUGGGCCGUUACGCAGCCGUCGGAAUUUGAUGGUUUCCGGGCAGCUCAAGGGGAUUUCUUGAAGGAUCUGUACGCUGGCACCCUGCUAUCGGACAUGUCGCAAGAGGAUAAGGAGAAUAUCGACAAGCCAAAAAUACAAUCAUUAGACGAUCUUCUUAAAAGUUUGGACCAAGAUAUCAAAGAGAAUGCAGACUUCCUUUCGGAAGAAGACGAGGAUGAGAAGCUGGACUCUCUGCUCGAUAAUCUUGUUGAUAUUGAGGAAGACAUUGCGGAAGAAGAAGAGUAA